Egretta garzetta (little egret) is the source of this 354-nucleotide messenger RNA. It is a transcript of the gene TAL2, whose product is annotated as TAL bHLH transcription factor 2. NCBI's taxonomy places the organism in Eukaryota, Metazoa, Chordata, Aves, Pelecaniformes, Ardeidae. The record is from RefSeq and is a predicted model, not a curated record. The transcript has a single exon. Bases 1 to 354 code for a protein of 117 amino acids. Gene Ontology annotation, molecular function: DNA-binding transcription factor activity, RNA polymerase II-specific; protein dimerization activity; RNA polymerase II cis-regulatory region sequence-specific DNA binding. Gene Ontology annotation, biological process: regulation of transcription by RNA polymerase II.
AUGACAAGGAAGAUCUUCACCAACACCAGGGAGCGAUGGAGGCAGCAAAAUGUCAACAGCGCCUUUGCCAAGCUGAGGAAACUCAUUCCCACCCACCCACCAGACAAAAAACUGAGCAAGAAUGAGACACUCCGGUUAGCUAUGAGAUACAUCAACUUCCUCGUCAAGGUCCUGGGAGAGCCAGGCCUGCAGCAGACGGCAGUGGCAGCACGAGGCAGCAUCCUGGGGUUCUUCCAGCAAGCCCCACACUUGCAAAGCAUGGAGGAGCUGACACUGAUUGAAAACUGUGGUGUCUCGUCACCUGGCAUGAGCAGCAAUAUAGUAGAGUGCUGGUCAGAGACAUCAUCUCCCUAG